Molecule: messenger RNA, 1564 nt
Organism: Mustela lutreola (European mink)
Lineage: Eukaryota; Metazoa; Chordata; Mammalia; Carnivora; Mustelidae
Gene: FOXE3
Product: forkhead box E3
Exons: 1
Coding region: 1-954 (317 amino acids)
Biological process (GO): anatomical structure morphogenesis; cell differentiation; regulation of transcription by RNA polymerase II
Molecular function (GO): RNA polymerase II cis-regulatory region sequence-specific DNA binding; DNA-binding transcription factor activity, RNA polymerase II-specific
Source: RefSeq, a predicted model, not a curated record
AUGACCGGGCGCAGCGACAUGGAGCCGCCUGCCGCUUUCUCGGGCUUCCCCGCCCUGCCCUCGGUCGCGCCGUCGGGGCCGCCGCCGUCGCCACUAGCCGGGGCCGAACCGGGGCCGGAGCCCGAGGAGGCGGCCGCGGGCCACGGGGAGCCGGAGUCCGCCCCCGCACCGGGCCCGGGACGGCGGCGGCGGCGGCCCCUGCAGCGCGGGAAGCCGCCCUACUCGUACAUCGCGCUCAUCGCCAUGGCGCUGGCGCACGCCCCUGGCCGCCGCCUCACGCUGGCCGCCAUCUACCGCUUCAUCACCGAGCGCUUCGCCUUCUACCGCGACAGCCCGCGCAAGUGGCAGAACAGCAUCCGCCACAACCUGACGCUCAACGACUGCUUCGUCAAGGUGCCGCGCGAGCCGGGCAACCCGGGCAAGGGCAACUACUGGACGCUCGACCCCGCGGCCGCCGACAUGUUCGACAACGGCAGCUUCCUGCGGCGCCGCAAGCGCUUCAAGCGAGCCGAGCUGCCCGCGCUGCCCGCCGCCGGCCCGCCGCCCUUCCCCUACGCGCCCUACGCGCCCGCGCCCGGCCCCGCGCUGCUCGCCCCGCCGCCACCCGCCGCCGCGCCCGGGCCCUCGCCGCCCGCGCGCCUCUUCAGCGUCGACAGCAUGGUGAGCCUGCCGCCCGAGCUGGCGGGGCUGGGCGCCUCCGAGCCGCCCUGCUGCCCCGCGCCCGACGCCGCCGCCGCCGCCUUCGCCCCCUGCCCGGCCGCAGCCUCCCCGCCGCUCUACUCGCCGGGCCCCGAGCGCCUGGGGCUGCCGGCGCCGCGCCCCGGCCCCGGCCCGCUCCCCGCCGAGCCCCUGCUGGCGCUGGCCGGGCCCGCCGCCGCGCUCGGCCCGCUCGGCCCCGGGGAGGCCUACCUGCGGCCGCCGGGCUACGCGCCCGGGCUCGAGCGCUACCUGUGAGCCGCUGCGGCCGCCCGCCCCGCGCGCCCCGUCUCUGCCGGUCUUUGCCAGUCUCGGAGCGCGCCUCGGGGAACCAGCGCACCUUUGACACCUGGCUGUCCCCAUGCGGGCACCCUCCAGCCUUCUCUCCCCCGGCCCCACCCCCUACCCCCCAACUGUGAGCCCUCCUCCGGGCGCUCCCCCCAGGGGCGCCGUAUCGGGUCCCAAAUCCCGGAGCUGGAUCGCCGCGGGCGAGCUUCCUCCCCAGUUUCUGGUGAGCCCGGAGCCUUCGGAAGCCAGACCUUCGUUCUCACGCCGCCUUCUCGACUGGCUCCAAACUUCUUCGGCCUUCCCUCGUGUUUUCACAACACACUAGAGGUCAGACUCCUGAGAUUCCUGACUCCCUUGCUGUCUUGCUCCGUUUCCUCGCAGACUUGCACCCACCCCUCCCUUCCCCGUCUGCACCUGUCUUAUUGGGAGAGAGCGCUCCUUCCAAACAGACACACCUGGCUGCGUUAUUCCAGUCCUGGAGGACAGUUCUUCCAGAUCUCCGAGAUGAGAAGGACCAGGGGGUUCCGGACUGAAAGGGGGGCUGGUGGGCUGCCCCAACAUCUGAAAAACGUAGGACUUA